CACACUAGUGAGGGCUUCACCAUAAAAUGGAGGAAGGCAGAUGAGUAUCCAAGGAGAGCCCUGGAGUCAGAUAGGCAGGAUCUCCCCCCCCACCUCCCCCCCUCACGCCAGAACAAAGGUUGUGUUUAGAAAAAGAAAGAAAGAGAGAGAAGGGGGGGUUAAAAAAAAGAAAGGCUCGGCCACAUCCUCUUCUUCCUCCUCUUCUGCUUCGUUUUCAGCUCGGAAGUUUUAGUCUAAGAGGAAGCAGAAGAACUCUAAAAAGUGAGGUUAGAUCCUCCAGUGUGUGUGUUUGUGUGUGUGGGGGGCCUUUCGAGGUUAACUUCUUCAUUUUUAACCCCUGGCUUGCUUGUUUAAGUCAUCUUGAUUUGAAAAACUUGCUUUUCAAAUAUUUCUUUAUUUUUGCUAGAGAUGUACUGCUGAGGCUUCUGGAAAGUGUGCGCUUGUGAUUGGCUGGGGGGGAGCACAUGGAUGAGACAGGAAUCCUAAGGCUCAAUAAUGCAGUGUUUUGACCAUGCAAGUAGUUAAUGUUCAACAAAAAGUGGAGUCAACACACACACUCACACAUGCUCUCUCGCUCUCUUCUCUCUCUUCUGGUUGAGUGUGUGAGGGUGAAGUAAUGACUGUCGCAAACAGUUUCUUAAAGGAAGUUCUCAAGAAGAUUCUUUUUUCUUCUUCUUCUUUUUUUACUCCGUGCUCUGGUCAGACGAGGGUUCAGAUACUGUCAUGAAUGUGCUUUAAAUUUUGCUCCCUUAUGGCUUCCCCAUAAUUUGCAAAGGAAGCAGGAGCCUCCACUGUGCACGUUACUGUAAGGCUCUACAGACUUAUUUGGGACUUAUUUGAGAUUCUGGGUCCUUUUGGAAAACUUAUUUUAGACUUGCGAUUGAGGUUGUUGGUCAUUUAUUAACAGCCUCUCGGUUGCAAUGCGCUCCGCGUUCGCUCUGCAAGCCUUGGGUGACUUUUCACACAUUAUAUCCAAAAGGUGUCUGUUGACCAGCCUGGCAGGAGAGUGUGGGGGUGGGGGGCUUGAAAGCUGUAGUGUGUUUGUCUGUGUGUGGGUAGACGUUCUGUGUGUGUGUGUGUGUGUGACAGAGAAGGAGAGAGAGGGAGUGUGUGAGGUUGUGCUACGCUCUGCAGUUCCCCUGGCCGCUGUGUGAAAUCUUGCUGACAAGGAGACUGUGAGCUUGACACACUGUGCUGCGACAAUGCCGGGGCUGAGAGGAGCAAUCAAAAUGGUGGCGAGGCUCCUUCUCCCCGGCGUGGCAGGGCAAACAGGUUCUCGAGGAGGAGCCAAUAGAGGACAGAGACGGGCAGGAAUCUGCUGCGGCGACACAUUUGCCUCGCUGCAAUGCAAUGGAUGCAGUCAGGUGGAUGGUGGAUGUUCUGCAGAAACAAGCCCCCGUGAUCGCAGUGUUUUGUUCCCGCUCGGAGUGUGCUUCUCUUUGCACUUGCAGUUCCUGUAAUAACUUUCACAAGUCUCCAGCACAUUCGUGGCCUAUUCGUACUACGCUGGCGGGUGACCUAUAGUCAUAUACCAAAGCCCCCUGGACUCUGUGAGGGCCCCUGAAGUUCCCUGUAGGAAUUUCUUUGUUAUAAUUCGGCAAAUGACACUCAUGUGUGGCAGUAACAUGUAUAUGUGCCACACAUAUGAAUUAAAAACUGAACAACACAGGGUCCUUAAAGUGGCUCCUGUAUUUUUACAUAGCCUGGAAGGCCACUAUCUGUAACGGCCAUAAGAAAAUCAAUCUCUCCUUGGGAAAUAUGUAUUUUGUAAGUGGAAACUAGUGUGCUGGUAAACAAAAUAGGCUUGGAAUUUAGACUGUAAAUAAGAGGAAACAUCUUGUGCCCCUUUCCUGCUUGUAUUUCUGAGACUAAACUAAGAAUUUCACAGAGCCAGAAUGCUCUACUCAAAUUUGAUCUUGGACUUUUCCGCUGCUCUGUUUAGUGUUUCACUCUUCUGCUCGCUUCGUGUCUACAAAAGCAUUUCUCUGCUGGUGUAAUCAUCACCAGUGUUGUACAGAAAACCUUGGGGCAGGGCUGUGUGGGAGCACAUGUGUUGGGUCUUUGAGCUGCAUGUUUCUGAAUGAUCUUCUAAGAUUUAACUGAAGUCAUGUGAUGACACGAGCAGAUGUGCACCAUCAUGUUGGACUGAAAGGCUAUCGCUGAAUGUCCCAAUGCGCAUUCCCUUCUUCCUGUUGUCUCACUCUUCCUGUUUUAUUCUGAAAGUCCCGACCAAAUGCCGUGACACUGUGACCUCCACUGCUCGAUUACUGUUUGUUCUAAAGAGACUACACCUCCAGGACCUGUAGUAAUUCCAGCGAAUGUUGCCUUAAUUUGCAUUAAGUUUGAAGUGGAGAAUGGCAGUUGGGCAGUGCUGUUGUUUGUUUAGUAAUAAAUGGUCUGAAAAGCAGAUCAAGAUCAUCUCUGAUCGGGUCCCCCUCUCACUUGUGAUGUGGUACAGCAGACAGUAGUGUUUUGGGUUUUAUUUUAUUCUUUUGAUGGACCACUUUCUGUCUGACUGAAUAUUUGCAUGUAGCGCACGCUCGUAUCAAACUGUUUGAAUUUUAGCGCGGCAUAGAAAGAAAAUUUUAAUACUCAGUGUUACCAUAGCUCAGCUUUAAGGUGGCGGGGGGAGGAAUUACAUAACUGGAUUUGUUUGCAAGGUUUUUCAGGAUUAUGUUAGAAAAGCUUGACAGAGAGGACGGAGGAUCAAACAAGAGAGACUUCUGUGAUGGUUUGAAUGCUCGGAGGAAGUGGUCAUGAAGCUCAUCACCCCCCUCUACACACACAAACACACAUACAUGCAUACAGCUGCUCUCUCUGUCCUUCCCUCCCCUCCCUCCAUCUCUUACUCACUCACUCACACUGGGUGAUGCACGUCUCCAUUCUUCUCUACCUGGGGCACUGAAGAAGGCUAAGGAGACGCACAAAAGCAAAUUGAAAUGCUCCAGUGAGUGCUUUCUUGACGUGAUGCAUGGCUCACAAGAUGCAAGUGUAGCAGCAGGGCCAGGCUGCAAGUGUAGAUCCAAAACACCACAGUCAUCACAGCACAGCUGCAAGGGGGGAAAAAAACCCCUCACUAUUUUCUCCUGACCUUCCUGCCUUCAUAAGUAGCCACCAAACACAUGCAUGCUCUUACAAUAUGCCCAAACCUGCUCUGCCCAUCUGAAUAAUUUAAUGCUGUUUAACUGUAGCGGGUAUAUUUGAAGAACUAAAAGGCAAUAUCAUGUCAGGGUUUAAGUGGAACAAGGAAGUAGCUUCUUAGAGGUGUCAUUCCAGUUUCUGUUGUCAGUUGCGACGUUAUACUGCUGCAAAACUGGUUCCUCCUCUCUGCUUUCCAUCAGAACAUCAACAAUUCAACUGUGUCCCGAGGAAGAGAAAAAAAUGCUUGUGUAGCUCAGUGAAGCUUGCAGUUGUGCCCUACCUUUAUCUAGAUCUGCUGAUCUUUUCAGCGUGCAUAUUUUAGGCAUGCGAGGGACUCGUUUUGUUGAAAUUCAAGGUCUAAAGUGGCCGUGCUGAAGAGACAGCUCGUCUGGUGGGAUAAAUUAAGCAGUCUACACAGCGUCCUCAGGUUUCCAGCCUAAAUUCAGGAUUUGUGCUGUUCUCUGCUAAGACACAGUGAACCAGCUCUGUCAGUCUCGAGCUGCCUGUGGUGGGGAGGAAGGAAAAAAAAAAAGGAGAAAAAAAUUCUUUGGAGACGCCCGUUCCUUGGGCAGUGUGGUGCCACCAGACAAGGCCUUCAUUGAGCAGAAACAGGAGUGGUCUUGUAGAUGGGAUCCACAGUGGCUCAGCUUCCGAAGCAACAGAACUGUCCAAGGACGAUUAAAUAUUUAAGAGCUUGGAAAGGAGGUCUCAGUGGUUUCCCUGAUUUUCCAGGGAGUUCUCCCCAGUUUUAAUAAUGGAGGUGUUGCAAUGUGAUGGCUGUGACUUCCGAGCCGAGUCAUACGACGACUUGAAGACUCACAUACAGGAAGUGCACACUGUUUUUCUGCAGCCUGCAGAUGCAGAUGAGUCUGAUUCCCUGAAAGAUGAAGAUGAAGACGAGGAGGAAGAAGAGGACUAUGAUGAUAAAGAUGACAAGGAUUAUACGCCUCCUAAAUCUGGAAUGAGCCCCAACUCUACUGACAGUCCCAACCAAACAUCACAAAAGCCAACAGCUGAAACUCAUCUGCAGUUUUAUCAGUGCAAGUUCUGUGUCCGUUACUUCAGAUCAAAGUCUUUCUUAAGAAACCACACCAAAAAGGUGCAUAAUGUCAUAGAGCCAGAUUCGGAUGCAAGUGUCUCCUCAAAGACUGCAAAGCAGCCCAGCUACACUGUCAUAAUGCACAGUGACCAUUCAAAAGUGUAUUCCUGUCAGUAUUGCACAUAUAAGUCCCCAAGGAAAGCACGGAUAAUGAAACACCAACUAAUGUAUCACAACAAAGUUCCUUCGGAUAGUGCUGGAGAUCCCCCGGAGUGCAAUGAAAGCGGUGAGAAAUCGGACUCUGCUACUGAGCUCAUGAAGGGAACGUUUGCCUGCGAGUGGUGUGACUAUCAGACCAACCAGAAGGACAGCUGGACCAAUCAUGUGGUGAAGGAGCACAGUGACAAGGUCAAGAUAGUUUCCUGCAUUGCGGAGGUGGAAGAGCAGGCAAGUGCAAGCUCCCCCAAACCGGAUUCUCCCUCCUCUUCCAGUGCUAAUGUUAGCGGAAAGGAGGAGUCUGUAGCAAAAACACCAGAAAACACAGGGGAGAAGUCCACCUCAGAGAUCUCAUCCUUUCAAUAUGCACAGAUAAGUGCAGUUACACCCAACAGCACAGGUUCUUCUAUCCUAUCCAAGAGGUUUGCAUCAUCCGAUGUCCCCAACAGUGCGAUAGCUAUGGACACCAACCUACUCAAUGAGGAAGACUCGAGGAGCAGCUUAGAGGACGAUGACGACGACGAAGAGCUGGGUGAUAUGGACGAUCCCAGCUACACUGGAACCCUGUCCGCAGAUGCAAAGCAGCUAUUAACAGAUGAAGAUAAUAAAUUAUUGGAAACUAAAGGAAUUCCCUUCAGAAAGUACAUGAACCGAUUUCAGUGCCCAUUCUGCUCCUUCCUCACCAUGCACAGGCGGAGCAUCUCCCGCCACAUUGAAAAUAUUCACCUCUCUGGAAAAGCCACGGUGUACAAAUGCGAUGAGUGCCCAUUUAUUUGCACCAGCCCUCUGAAACUAGGCACACACAAACAGAGCCACAAUUUUUCAGAUUUAGAAACCUUGGACCUGACAGGUGAUAGCCCAGGACCUCAGAAUGACAGCGCAGCAGAGCCAGUUAAUGAGGGUAACGUGAGUUCUAAAGUCAAUGGGAAAAAGACAACCAGCACACCAAAUGACCAGCAGAACCCUCACCGCUGCACCCUCUGCAGCUUCUCCACCACCACCCUGAAAGGUCUGAGGGUCCACCAGCAGCAUAAGCAUUCCUACUGUGAUGACCUCGACUCCACUGUCUUUGAAGCUCAGCUGUCUGACCAGCCAGACUCUGAAGUAGAUGCUUCUCCAAUCUUCCUACAAAAAACCCAGACCCCCAUUUUAGGGCUUGCCACCAAAAAGCCCUUAGUAACAGGGAAAAGAGCCAGGAAGUCCAUUAAUGACUUGCCUUUGGAUUUGUCCUCAGUCAAAAAGAGAACCAGAAUUGAUGAAAUUGCCAGUAACCUUCAAAGCAAGAUAAGCCAAAGCCAGCAGGACACCGUCAUUAAUCUGGAUGACAUGGAUGAUGAAGACGCGGGAGAAAAUCAUGCCAGCGCUGAUGAGGGGAGAAACAAUGAAAACAACUCUGUCUUUGCUUACAACACACAGCAGCUUUAUGCAAGAGACUCUGCCAGCUCUAAUGAGGGCAGCAGAAUAGGGAAAAGAAAAAGCAACCCUAGGUCCAAGCCUAGAAACAUCCCCAUAUCGCUGACUCUCUCGGACGAUAGUGAAAAUAUCUCCGCUGAUGCCAGUGACAGUGCUAUCCAAGAGAACAUGGAAUAUUCAGAGGAUCCUGGAAUUACACGCUUCUACUGCAAACACUGUGAUUACCACAACAAGUCGGCUCGUAGCGUCAGCACCCAUUACCAGAGGAUGCACCCUUACAUCAAGUUUAGUUUUAAGUACAUCCUGGACCCUGAAGACCAGAGUGCAGUCUUCCGCUGCUUAGAGUGCUACAUCGAAUACACAAAUUACAACGAUCUGCACCAACACUACAUGGACCACCACCCUGAAGCAAGCAAUGUGCUCAACUUCAACCAGCCCCAUCUCUUAUACAUGUGCCGGUUUUGUUCGUACACGAGCCCUAACGUGAGGAGCCUAAUGCCCCAUUACCAAAGAAUGCACCCCACCGUGAAAAUCAACAACGCCAUGAUCUUUUCCAGCUAUAUUGUAGAGCAGUCCCACAAAAGCAGUGAAUCACAGACUCUGAGGGAAAUACUCAAUUCGGGACCGAAAAAUUUUAACUCUCCCACUUCGAUGCCCAGGUCCACCUCAAGCCCGGUGCAGAAAGCGGUUUCCAAAUCCCCUGAAGCUAGCGCUGACCCAGAACCUCUCAAAGAAGGCAGCAAUGUUGUCGUCUACGAUUGUGACGUGUGCUCCUUUGCAAGCCCCAAUAUGCACUCUGUUCUGGUCCACUACCAGAAAAAACACCCAGAGCAAAAGGCGUCUUAUUUCCGUAUACAGAAAACCAUGAAGGUCAUCUCAGUGGAUCAGUCACAGCCUGUAGCCAACUCUUCGUUUAACACCAGCAUGUCUUCGACUCCAAAACAAUCAAGUGCAGCAGUUUAUGGAUCAGAUGAAGAAAUGUAUUACUGCAAGCACUGCGUGUACAGCAACAGAUCUGUUGUUGGUGUUUUGGUCCAUUAUCAGAAAAGACACCCGGAGGUGAAAGUGACAGCGAAAUACAUCAAACAUGGCGCUCCUACCCCUGGAUUGAUGAAGCUCAUGGAUGAGCUACAGAUUGCAGCACCCAAGCAGUUUAUGAAGCAGUUUCAAAAUAACGGUCACGACGGAUCUAAUAACUCGAGCCCCAAACCCGGAAGUGGUGAGAAAGGCGAGGAUGAGCUGUUCUUUUGCCAGCACUGUGAUUACGGCAACCGCACUGUAAAAGGCGUGCUUAUUCACUAUCAGAAAAAGCACAGGGAGACCAAGGCCAACGCUGACCUUGUGCGCCGCCACACUGCAGUCGUCCGGAGUCAACGUGAGCGAGCGCAGAUGGUUCAGUCCAGCGUCGCCUCGUCUGCCGCUGUCCCAGCUCCUCCAGACCCUGAAAACACUACACCUCUGCGUUCCCUGAAGUGCAGGCACUGUUCCUACACAUCUCCCUACGUCUAUGCUCUGAAGAAGCACCUAAAGAAAGAGCACCCUACUGUGAAAGCCACAGCCAUGACAAUUUUACACUGGGCUUAUCAAGAUGGUAUCUUGGAGGCUGGCUACCACUGCGAGUGGUGCAUUUACUCCCAUGCUGAACCCCAGGGUCUGUUGCUCCAUUACCAAAGACGCCACCCUGAGCAUAAUGUUGAUUACACAUACAUGGCCAGCAAGCUGUGGGCUGGGCCUGAGACAACCCAACAGGGAGGCAAUGCAGAGACGAAACAUUACAAGUGUAGGGACUGUGCCUUUGAGGCUUGCACAAUAUGGGACAUUACCAAUCACUAUCAGGCGGUCCACCCCUGGGCUAUCAAAGGGGACGAAUCCGUGCUUUUGGAUAUAAUCAAAGGAAACGGCUCAACUGAAAAAGCCCAACAGCAGGUUUCCAAAGAGCAGACGCCUCUGAAUUGCCAGACUGUUGAAGAUGACGGCCCGUUGGUUAUUGCCACCCCACCUCAAGAAAGCAAUCCCCAGCCUCACCACCCACGCCUUUCCAUCUCUAACAAUCCUUAUCAGUGUACUGUAUGUCUGUCAGAGUACAACAGUCUGCAUGGCCUCCUCACCCACUAUGGAAAGAAGCACCCUGGCAUGAAAGUGAAAGCUGCAGAUUUUGCACAGGAGGCAGACCUCAACCCCAGUUCUGUGUAUAAAUGUCGCCACUGUCCGUAUGUGAACUCCCGGAUCCAUGGAGUCCUCACCCACUAUCAGAAAAGACACCCGUUGGUCAAAGUCACAGCGGAAGACUUUGCAGACGACAUAGAGCAAAUCACAGAGUUGCACGAAGGGGACGACAAGUUCAAAACUCAAAGGCAGGGCUACGGCGCGUACAGAUGCAAAAUGUGCCCGUAUACACAUGGGACUCUGGAGAAACUCAAAAUCCAUUAUGAGAAAUAUCACAAUCAGUCUGCUUCCGACAUGUUCUCUCCUUCUCUGACUCAUUUUUCUUCUGGUAAAGAAACAGAGCUAGCAGGUGAGUGCAGCGCAAGUCAUAUAUCAAGUGCAGCAAAAGUCCAGGAGGUCAGUGAGUUGGACCUUGCCCUCUCUCAGUUACCCAUCAAUAAGACAGAAAAACACGCUGUGUUCAAGUGUCAGCUCUGCAAAUACUUCUGCUCGACCAGGAAGGGCAUCGCUCGCCACUACCGUAUCAAGCACAACAACGUCCGUGCUCAGCCGGAGGGUAAAAAUAACGUCUUUAAAUGUGCUCUGUGCUCAUACACAAACCCCAUACGCAAAGGCCUGGCAGCACACUACCAGAAGCGGCAUGAUAUCGAUGCUUAUUACACCCACUGUCUGGCUGCUUCGAAGACUAUGAAUGAAAAGGUGAACAAAGUGAUGGCACCCCCGCCGACUGAAGGGGACAAUUCAGAAAUGAGCGAAGAUUUGCGAUUAGCUGUGGAGAGACGGAGGUGCUCUCUUUGCCCCUUCCAGGCCUUCAGCAGGAAGAGCAUUGUCUCACACUACAUUAAACGCCACCCGGGUGUCUUCCCUAAGAAGCAGCAUUCGAGCAAACUCGGCCGCUACUUCACUGUCAUUUAUGCCAAAGAACCCGAAAAGACUGCCGCGAGUGCAUCAGCAGAGGACGAUAAGGAAGUGAUAGAGGUCCCGCUCGAACCUGAGCAGGAUGGAGAUGUGGACUGGCUGCCAUUCAAGUGUCUGAAAUGCUUCAGGUUGUCUUUUAGCACCGGCGAGCUGCUCUCUAUGCACUACAACAACCACCACUGCAACGACUUGAAGCGGGACUUUGUGGUAUCUCCUGGUCUCUGGGACGAGGAUCCCGAUUUAUAUCAGUGUUCUCACUGUGAGCUGAAGUUCCUAGAUCUCCCCGCUCUUGCUAAACAUCUCCUGAAGCACAAUGAGGAGUUUCAGAAAAAGGCGAUGAGGCACGAGAGAAGGAGGCAGCUCCUCAGCAAGCAGAAAGCCACAGAGCUGCCUGAGAGCAAACAGGAGAAGGAGAGUCCUGUAAAUAAAACUCCCAUCGGAUUCAGGUGUAACUUCUGUGUAGAGAUACACCCAACCCUCCGAGCCAUCUGCAACCACCUUAGGAAGCAUGUCCAGUAUGGUGAGGUCAAAGAGGGGCAUGUCAAGCAGGAAGUCAGCGAGGUCCCCCUGAUCCUACCUUCAGAGAGCCUAACUAAUGGCAACAUGGAGGGGGAUGAAGCUGCCGAAGUCGACGGCCUGGAGAGACCCGGAGCCACGCCCAAAGAUUCUGAUGAUGCCGCUGUUACCGUGGAGAACCUGGAUCCUGAGACGGACGCUGGUGAAGGAAGGGCGGCGGCCUUGGUGGCCGCAGCCAGGGCCGUAGUGUCAGAGGGCCAGCUGAAGCAGCGGCUGGCAGCAGGGGGUCACCCGUGCGCCCAGUGCGAUCGAGUCUUCAUGUCCAUGCAGGGCCUGAGGUCCCAUGAGAGGAGCCACUCAGCCAUGGCGCUGUUCAGCAAAGAAGACAAAUACAGCUGCCAGUACUGCCAGUUUGUCUCGCCCUUCAGACACAAUCUGGACCGACAUGUGCAGUCUCACCACGGGCACCACAAGCCUUUCAGGUGUAAGCUCUGCCCCUUUAAAUCUGCCUACGUGAGCCGCUUGAAGAGCCACCUGCAUAAGGCACACACAGGUGAGCAGCACACAUACAAGUGCUUGUCCUGCCCCUUCACUUCUAUGACCAUCAGCCAGCUGAAGGAGCACUCUCUGAGAGACCACGGUGAAGUCUUGACCCUUCCCAAACUCCGAGCAGCCAACCAGGCUGCGCAUGCCACCCUCAGGCCCCCCCGACCGGCCACUAAUCCAGAACAGACUCCCCUAGCACCUGAUGAUCCGUCAUACCUGGAGCCAGUGGAUGUUCGUCAGCAGCUCAGUCAUUACCAGCUGGCCUCCCGCAGUCAAAUGUCUUCCAGCUCGACACCUGGUGGCUCAACGGUGGCCGACAAUCGUCCUGAGAAUAUCCUCACGUGCGAGUUCUGUGAGUUCAGCUCCGGAUACAUGCAGAGUCUACGGCGUCACUACAGGGACCGUCACGGUGGCAAGAAGCUCUUCAAGUGCAAAGACUGUUCCUUUUUCACCUGCUACAAGAAUACCUUCACCAUGCACGUAGAGGCGGGUCACUACAACAACAUGCCAGAAGACCUCGCUAAAGACCUGCGCUGCCCUCUCUGCCUUUACCACACCAAACGCAAGAGCAACAUGAUCGACCACAUUGUUCUGCACAGAGAGGAGCGCGUGGCUCCAUUGGAGGUCAGCCGCUCCAAGCUGUCACGUCACCUUCAGGGCCUGGUUUUCCGUUGUCACAAAUGCACCUUCACAUGCUCCAGUGACCAGGCCCUGCAGCUGCACCUGCAAAAGCACGCUGAGAUCAAGCCCUACCAGUGCCAGCUCUGCUAUUAUGACACCAAUAGACGGAUCCAGCUAGAGGACCAUCUACGCCUUGAGCACAAGGUAAUCCGCAACUUUGAACUGAUGGGCCGGGUCAACCUGGACCAGCUGGACAUGAUAAAGGAUCAAGGCAGCAGUGCUGAGGAGGAGGAGGAGGAGGAGGAGGAGGAGAGAGAAACUAUGGAGAUGGUGUCAGAUGGAAAAGUGGCUCUGGAGGAGGAAGAGGAGGAAGCGGAGGAGGAGAAUGACGAUAAUGAUGUGGGAAUGGAAAUCAUUGAGAACAUGGUGGAGGGCCAGACAGAGAUGGACGAUGAAGAGAUGGAGGAAAACGUCAAAGACGAAGACGAUGAGGUGGAAGAAGUAGAAGAGGUGGAGGAUGAGGAGGACGAAGACGAAGUCCAGGAAGUGGGGGAAGGGAAGCCUGCCCCUCAAGAAGUCCUUGCAUCUCCCAUCAGCAACAGCAGCAGCAACAGCUCUGGGCCAAGCAGUGCAGAGAAGCGUAUUCCAUGCGAGUUCUGCGGCCGCUGCUUCACAAACAGCCUCGAAUGGGAACGACAUGUCCUUCGACAUGGCAUGAUGGUUAACAACAGUCGACUGGACACCAGCACCACUUCAGCAAUAGAGGCCUCAGCUUCAUCUUCCACCGGCUCCUCUGUGUUUGCAGACACAAGACUGGACCUGUCCAGCAACAGAAAAGAGGACGGGAACCCCACUGAUCUAUCUUUGGCAAGUCAAAGCCAGUAUGUGGAAGACAAAGAAAAGCUUGACACCAAAAAGGAUCAACAGUUCGGCUGAAGCGAUUGUGGCCUCUUGAGAUGCUGUGCUAGAAAGUGAUAAGAUUGGGUAGGAUCAGCGCCGAGUAGUGGGAUCAGAAAAUAAGAUGUCAAAGGAAACAAAAGGUCGAAACAUUAAAAAAAAAAAAAAAAAAAGAGUUUUUAUGAGUUGGUGCAUUAUUAGAUUUUAGAUGUUACAUAUAUAAGUAUUAGGUUGUGCUGCAUAAAACGGCUAAGCUCUUUAAAUGGGCGGUCCCCUAGGACAGAUUUUAAUAUAUUGGUAACCAAUAGUGAACAGAACUCUUUAUUGCUGACAUUCUGGUCAAAUCCACAGUAAAAGUUCCCACCUAGAUAAACUCCACUAUUUAUAGAGAAUGUUGUCCAAAACGAGAAACUAAAUUUUAGCAUUUUAUUAUUUGAAGCACCUUUCACACUCCUCCCCUGCUGAUUCAACACAGUGGUACUGAAAUUUUACCUAAAACAAAAAGGCAUGAAAGCAUUUACAGCUGUGACCCACUGUAGACCAAGCUUUUCUUAUAUUUUAUCAAAAUUUCAGAGGUUUUUUUGUUGUUGUUUUUUAGUGAAGUGUGUGGAAGUAUUUUUGGAGAAAUAGUGGCACCUUAUGUAUUUGAGUAAAAUCACAAAUCUUGUUCUCUCCCUCUGCAAAUUGCCCCAACGUUUGAUCGGAAUUGCUAUAAUUUUUGGUCCCUUUAGUAUUAUACUAUGUAUAAAUCUUUGGCCUGUGGCACCCUUUGCAUUUUACUUCUACUCCUUUUGUUUUUUUGGGGGGGGGUUUUUAUUGUCCAGAAAUUCACUGUGAAAAUCAUAGAAAUAAUGGGAUCGGCUUUAAUCUCCUGUAAGAUAUUAUGUUGAGUGUAGUCCGGGUUUUCCUUUGCCCUCAGCAGAUCCCACAACGUCUCUCCACAGCCAGCUGAUUUAUUGUUUUUUUUGGUCCAAUAAUUUUAGAAUAUUAAAUGAAACCGUGGAACAUUUUACCUUCAUACUUUGAAAUUCUUCCGAGUUACAGCCUCCCCAAGUACACGAUGGUUGCUAUUGCCACUUUCUAUUUCAUAUUCUAGCCUUUUUGAACCCCCAUAACCUGUAAGGGACAGAAGGAUCUUUACAGAAGAAUAAAGUUAUCAUUAUUACUUAAAUUGAUUUCCAUAGCAUGAAGGUAAAAAAGAAAAGCAAUGUAUAAGUACCACUCCAUUUGUCAUUCACCACGAUUUUGCAUUGCUUCAUUGAAUAUACUGAAGUUAUUAUACCAAAAAAGGCUGAUUGUGAGGUGGAAGUGACUUUAACAUGGAUUGACCUAGUGAUUUGUUUAAUGUGUCAUGACCUUACCUGUGUCCGUUAAGGAUUAGCCUGGAUUGCAACUACCAGUUUUACGAUCAAUGGCAACUUUUCUGAGAGACAAAGAUUACACUUGUCUUUUCAAUGCAAAAUGUGUAAUCAGGUGUGCCUGAAAUCCCGCUCUCUCCUCGUCCUCUGCGGAGGAGUAAGAGUCCACGCCUCCGCCGAGAUCAGGAGGUUCUAACCGUAUUGGAGUGGUCUGGUUCACUGGAUUACACUGUGCACGGGGGAUCGGACCAUGCCAAGUGUCAACCCACCACAGCUGUGUUUCAAAACCAGUGCACAAGUGCCUUAAAAUGCAGCUCCCCUUACGGCCGCUAUAUGGCUUUUGAUUGCUUUAACAGUAAUAAGGAAUACACCAAACGUCCCUCUAAAAUUUCAAGUUAAAGUUGUGUGUUUUUCCGCAAGAAUUUGCUCUAUAUGAAUCUAUUCCAAUGUGUGCCUUAUUGGCAAUAAUUAAGAUCAGAUCAGAUCGAGUUAAAUUUAUCUUUAUUGUAAUUGCACAGAGCAAGUACCAGAAAAGUAAAAUGUGAUUUAUCAUGUAGCGCAAAGAUAUUGAGACUUUUAGCGUAACCAGAUUACCAAAAAAAACCUAUUCUAAUCUAAUCCGCCAGAUAUAGUUUUAGUCACUCAACUAUAUGCAUUUUAUUUCUUUUGACCUCCCCGAUCCACUGUAAGCACAUGGGAUUUAAUUAGUUAUGCUCACAUUAUUGAGAGUUCGAUAAGGAGGAUAGUGUGUAUAUAGAAGGAAAAGCUGCUUUUGAUUAUUUUUGAGUGUUUGUUUCAUGUUUUCGCACCACAAAUGAUAUCCCGGGCUAAACUGAGUAUGUUUGUAGCCUUCUUUGUUUCUUUGAAAAAUGUCUGGACCUUUCACUGUCACCUCUGUUGAUUAGAUUAUGGAAAGGUUGCUCUACUGUAUUUGUAUGUGCUUGCGUUGAGCAUUCAAACAUAGGCUUUGAAAUGUCUCUUCAGAAACACAUGGCUGAGGCUAAGGGAAUGGCCCUGUUUUGCUAUAGUCUCCGGCCCAGUUUUAAAAAAAUACAAUGAAAAGACAAGUGUAACCUGAGCAGGAAGCUCUGAAAACAUUUGUUUCUACGUGUAUAGGAAAAAUCUAUAGGAAAAAUAUGAGACAAUGUUAAAGAUUCACUGUUUUUAAAGGUCUCAAAUUCCCUGAUCUUAAAGACCUCUGGAAUUUUUUUUUUU
Haplochromis burtoni (Burton's mouthbrooder) is the source of this 14046-nucleotide messenger RNA. RefSeq names its product zinc finger protein 462 (gene znf462). The transcript is spliced from 13 exons. NCBI's taxonomy places the organism in Eukaryota, Metazoa, Chordata, Actinopteri, Cichliformes, Cichlidae. The coding region runs from base 3896 to 11512 and encodes 2538 amino acids. Gene Ontology annotation, biological process: regulation of gene expression. The record is from RefSeq and is a predicted model, not a curated record. Gene Ontology annotation, cellular component: nucleus.